Messenger RNA from Orbilia oligospora ATCC 24927, 288 nucleotides. RefSeq lists its product as uncharacterized. The coding region runs from base 1 to 288 and encodes 95 amino acids. NCBI's taxonomy places the organism in Eukaryota, Fungi, Ascomycota, Orbiliomycetes, Orbiliales, Orbiliaceae. The record is from RefSeq and is a predicted model, not a curated record. The transcript is spliced from 2 exons.
AUGACGGUUAUAAUUGAUCAAGGCGCAGAGAAGUCCAAUAUCUUGGACACAGAUACCUCAAAAAGCAGUGUUUUGACUGAGACCGAAGAACCAAGGCCGGUGCUUGAAUCGAAAAGUACCGUAGAACACAAACCGCUGGUUUUAGAACAGAAUGGCGGUGGUGUUUCGAUAUGGACCACCCGGAUUGUGAUUCUUGCGGGCGGAUCAGUUUCGAAUAUCUUGUGCUCUGUAUCUUCGCAUUAUCUUAUUUUAUGGCUGGCGAAUGCCAACACCAACCCCAAUCCAUGA